Nothobranchius furzeri (turquoise killifish) is the source of this 4720-nucleotide messenger RNA. Lineage: Eukaryota; Metazoa; Chordata; Actinopteri; Cyprinodontiformes; Nothobranchiidae. The record is from RefSeq and is a predicted model, not a curated record.
CUUGCAGAGAGAAAGUGAUUAUUAAGGGAAGGCAGAGAGACUUUGCAGGAGAAGACGUGGAAUCAGGAUGUGAAGCAAACAUCCUUCAUUACUGUUUGAAUUUUAUUAGAGUUUGGCUCGGAUGACAAGGAAUUGAUGCUGCUGAUGCUUUUGGAUUUUUUCAUGGCUCAAGGCAGUUACAGGCUGAAAAAUAUGUCAGGUGGGUAUUAUUGAUAUUGUGCCAAGAGGUAGAACAUUAAAGUUUGUUAUAAUAUAUGUAACUAGUUUGUAAAAUUCUAUGUAAUGGCACAUUAUUGAUUUUGAUGUAACUUGCAAAUAAGUAUUUACAGUUUUAAAACACAUUUAUUGAAUCUUAGUACAAGAAGUAUGUCUACAUUUCUUAUUUUUUUUAUUUUUUGUUUACUUGCUGGUAAAAACGCUUAGAGGAUGCCUUUGGUUUUUAAAAAAAGCUGCCAAGAGAGCGGUUGAGCAUUCAGAGGGAGAGUUACAGCGUAAUUAUAGAGUGGGUUCAGUCUAUGUAGAACGACAUAGCAUUUGGGAUAAAGUGACCGCUCAAAACAGUGUCUGUGCAAGUGGAAAGCCCUCCUCCAUCCUUUUCUCCUACACUAGGACAGGCUGAGAGAUCAUAGUCAAAAGCAUUUUGAGGUGAAAAGACUAGACUAAGGAACAUCAAACUGAGGUAAGGACAGAAAAUAAAGCUGUAAAUUUUGAAAACUGUAAAAUAAACUAGAUUUAACGUUAACGGUAAAAAGAUUAAUGCGUUUUCUUUUUUAUACAGCUGUGUUUUUACAAGUGAGAAUGUAAAGUUAUUCCUUUUUUUUUUUGUCAGCAGAUCUAAACACUGAGGAGCGUAUUCUAAACCACCAAGGGAUCGAUUGCAUUCAUCAUCUGGACAGUAUCCAAAACGAACUCACCAUGAAGCGUCUAAGCCUUAAGAGGAGGCCCAGAGGGGCUCUCAAUAAUGUGGAAAAUACACAGAGUUCCAUUUCAAGUGACCAAUGGCUUCCUGCAGAGUCCUUGUCGUCAUCUGGCAGUGGCAGUACAAGGUUGCUUGGCAUGUCUUCUUCAACCAAAGGUAAACCUCCUCUUCCUCCAUCACACGGCUCUUUGUUGGAUAACAAAUCUUCCAAAAGUGAAGAUCCAAGCCCCUCUCAGAUUCUUACUGAGUCAAAACCCCGGCAACCUGAAAGAUACGCCUCUCCACAAAGACAAAACCCUGUGGUAGAACGGAUGAAGAACAGCCCAGAUCAAGAUCUGACGAGUCGAUCUCCACCUCAGCCCCUUCCCCGUCGACGACUUGCCAGCUUUGGAGGUGUGAGUACACCUGGAUCCCACUCACCCUUCACUGGCCUGGGUGCAUACAAUCAGAACAAUAAUGGAAACAAGCCUGCCACUGAGACAAAUGCCCACCUUAGCUCAUCCGUGGGAAGCAGAGGCAGCACAGGGUGUCUGAGGGUGAGCCCACAGAGUUCUGGCACAAGCACUCCACUUUCAAGCUUUGGGUCCAUGCACCUUCAGCAUGUUCGUGACCAGAUGGUUUUAGCUCUAGAAAAGCUGAGGGAGCUGGAGGAGCAGGUGAAAAUCAUCCCUAUCCUCCAAGUAAAAAUCUCUGUCCUUCAGGAAGAAAAGAGACACCUUUUGUCUCAGUUAAAGGACCAGACCGCCAACAAGGACACAAUCUUAAAAGGAAUAGACAACCUAGCAGGGUCUGACCUUGAGAAUGGGGUGAACACAGUGGCAACAUCUGAAGGCACUGGAAUAAAUGACUGUGCCAAGUUCAAGGAGUUAAAGCAACUAGUAGAAGAGAUGCAGGCAUUGGAAAGAACCAUCAGAGGUGGACAUUUGCAAAUGUGGCAUGAAAAAGGCCAUGGCCCCUUGCAAGAUAAGUCUACAAAGUCAGUGGCUGUUGGAACUAUGGACACAGAUAUGACCUCGUCAAAAAAAUCUAAAGAAAACAAGUAUGUGUACACCGAUCUGGUAGAGACUAAAUCCAUUGCAACAGAAGUAACAGAGCUUCACUUGGGUUUUCACAGCAAACUAGAGGCAGAGCUCGAUGCCCAGCGGCUGUUAAAUAGAGCCCUAAAGGAGAGAAUUUUCCACUUGGAAGCAGAGUUAAAAGAAUCAGCUCUCAAGAUUGAGCUGACUUGUCUGAAACUGGAGCUUCAGUCUGCAGGAGCCAGAAACCGAGUUGACAAGUCCUGCUUAGCUAGACCAUCCACUGUUAGCAUCAGCAUAGAAGCAAAACCUUCCCACAAAAGUCAGGGAGUUGGUAAUCACAUAGACCUUCAAGAUGCCAGCACAGGAGAGGCUAAAAGGGUAGAAACUGUUGGUCUGUCCUGUAAGCCUGAGAUGAAGAGCAUCUGCACAGGCCCAGAUGUGCCCAUCAACCACUGGGAGGUGAGGCAGAGAAUGGAGACCAGUGAAAAGGCUGUUGGGAUCUGGGUUUCCACAAGAACCCAAGGAACUGGAACCGAGACAAAGCUACGUGAUGAAAGCAACACCGAAGUUCCAGCAGAAAAUGUGACGUACAAAAAACAAAGGAUUAGGUGUCAGUCAGUGGAUUGCGGGGAUUAUUUUGGUAAUGCCUGCAUCAGUGAGGCAAAGAAAAUGGUUUCUCAAAGUAUUGCCACAGAUUUAGUCAGAGGAGUUGAUCGGGGAAUCACGGCGUCACCCCAAACCGCUUCACGGCGUACCAACACCACGUCUAGUUCAGUGUCUCGCUUCACUAACACCAGUCAAGCCUUCCGCAAUGAUUCCAGCACAAACACGCUCCUCAGCAAACAAGACAAGCACACUAACACAACUCAUACCUUCACCCGGACGGUGUCUGUAGGCAACAGGAUUGAAGGCUUUACAUGUGCAACAGAAACCCGUUCAGUUGGUGUCAACACUGCAAAUCUACCCGAAAGCAUCCUAAAACAAACAUCGGAGACAGUGAGCAAGGUAACAAGAGACUGUGGUGUUGGAUUCACAAAUAUUUAUGAGAACUUUCUGGUUGGACUGAAAACUCGAAAUAUGGCCUCAGGACCAUCCCAUCUCCCGGAUCCCAUCAAGACAAAGACUAUAGGUGUGGGAGAAGGGAGAAUACGAGAUUUUUCAGUUUCUUCUUGCACAACCAGGCCACGAUUCCAGCAGUCCGCCCAGUGGGAUCAUGAGUUGAGCCACUACAUUGAGAAGAUGCACAGACUCUUAAAGGAGCAUGGAGACCUCCUCACAGAAGAGGGUGACCAUUACAGCAAUGGACCACUGUGCAACAUCAAAAGUGUCACAGAAGGGGGAGCUGAGGUGCAUCUCGUCGCCUCUCAGUCAACAGACACAACUUGUACAAAUUUCAAAGAAAAUCCAGAAAUCAGUCAAGUGACCUGUAACGAAUCAGAGGUGAAAAAAAGGAUUAAGGUGUUAGAACUACAGUCAGCAUCAGCACUACAAGACACAUCUGUUGCCUGUAAGCCGUCGUCUUUGAAGAAGAAACAGGGUGGUGACCAGUCCUGCAGCAACAACAGGAAAAGCAUGAAGUUUAUGAGUGUGACUCCAGGAUUGGACCUAAUGUCAGCCUAUGAGCAAGAGGAAGAAGAAAGAAAAGGAAAUCACACAUUUAAGAAUUCUUCAAAAGACAUAAAAGAAGACACCAAAAAGGGGUCAAACGGGACUCUACAUCAGCCACCGAGGUGUAAGUUAAGUGAAAAGAUGUUUUCCGCUUGCCAGGCUUUGAAGAUUCAUCUGAGUGAGGACCCAGCUCUGUCAAGCAGAGAACUGCAGGACAGCCUACGCACACUCCAACAGGAGUGGUUCUCCAUAUCCAGCCAUAAGGCUGCUGCUCCCAACGCUGUAGGGGAGUAUUUGUCUACGUUUCAGAUGAUUUCGCCCUCAGUGUUGCACUACAUCACCAAUAUGACUGAUGGCAACGGAAAUACGGCAUUGCACUACAGUGUUUCUCACUCCAACUUCGGCAUAGUCAAAAAGCUGCUUGAUGCAGGCGUGUGCAAUGUGAACCAGCAGAACGCGGCUGGUUACACACCCAUCAUGCUGGCUGCGUUGGCUGCUGUGGCGGACCCGAAGGACAUGAGAGUUGUGCAGCAGCUCUUUGCUAAAGGAGACGUUAAUGCCAAGGCCAGCCAGGCUGGUCAGACUGCCCUGAUGCUGGCUGUGAGCCAUGGCAGGAUGGACAUGGUGCAGCCCCUCCUGGCCCUGGGGGCAGAAGUCAACAUUCAGGACGACGAGGGCUCCACGGCUCUGAUGUGUGCAAGUGAACACGGUCACGUCGACAUUGUUAAACUACUGCUGGCACAGCCGGACUGCGACGCCACCCUGACUGACAGUGAUGAAAGCACAGCCCUGUCCAUCGCGUUAGAGGCGGGGCAUCAUGACAUCGCAGUACUCCUUUAUGCUCACGCCAAUUUCUCCAGACACUCACGGGCAGGAGCUCGACACACAGGAAGGUGUUUUGUAUCCUCAGAAGGAGGGAACAUCUUUGAAUGAGGGAAGGAAGUAAAACCUGAAGGGAGGCCACACAAGUCCUGUUUAUUGAGUGAUUUGCUAUCAAAGCCCCCAAAGCAAAGGGAAUAAGUUAGCCAUUCAUCAUCAGGUGGAACUUAUCUGUUAAUAGAAUUAUUCGUUUCUCAACUGUUUGUGACUACAAUACUCAAUUUAUUGAUAUAAAUAAUAAUGGCAGAGUAAAUUAUUGAUUUCCUAUUAAACAAUGCUGUCAUUGUUUUGAAUA